AUGGAGGAAACGAGAGACAACCAGAAUAACGAGCAAAACAAUGGACAAAAUGGAGCCCCUCAACUCAACAACCAAAUUGGGACUAUCGAACUAGUCCAACUCAUGCAAGCAUUCAUUACCGCUGCGACUGCAAAAAACCAGAAUCAGCGCAGAGCCCCGCACACACCGCGAGGACCAAUGACCAGAAGUCAGGCACUAAAUGAAUUCUGCAAGCGUCGCCUGCCCUACUUUCAAGGAGAACCUAACCCCACAGCUGCGGAAGCUUGGCUAGCAGAAAUCAAGAAAAUUCUUGAAACCCUAGACGUUCAAGAGGCCAGCAAUCGAAUUGCCCUAGCUACCUAUCAGAUGCAGAGUAAAGCUCAGCAUUGGUGGGACCUGAUGAAGAACACCCAUGAUGUGGCAGCAAUGACUUGGGAAAGGUUUGAGGAAACUUUCCUUGACAAGUACUUUCCAACACCUAUCAAACAAGCACUAGCCUUGGAAUUCAUGAACCUUGAGCAGGGCACAAUGACCGUGGCCCAGUACGCAGCAUGA
This is a messenger RNA of Rhododendron vialii, 534 nucleotides long. RefSeq lists its product as uncharacterized. Bases 1 to 534 code for a protein of 177 amino acids. The record is from RefSeq and is a predicted model, not a curated record. The transcript has a single exon. Lineage: Eukaryota; Viridiplantae; Streptophyta; Magnoliopsida; Ericales; Ericaceae.